Messenger RNA from Staurois parvus, 432 nucleotides. Lineage: Eukaryota; Metazoa; Chordata; Amphibia; Anura; Ranidae. The record is from the annotation of a GenBank genome assembly.
GACUGCGGACAGAACAGGGGAUGACCAGAGACUGCGGACAGUACAGGGGAUGACCAGAGACUGCGGACAGUACUGUCAGGGAACGAGGAGCCAGACACACAAGGAGACAGGACACGAAUGCAAUGGACAGCCACAAACAGCAGACUUAUAUGUGAUAAGCCCCCACCUCCUGGGGGAGGAGACGCAGAGGGCUGAAAGUAUAAAGGAUCCCACAACAUUGCAGACACCUAAGAUGGAUGCCAGCACAUGGAGCAGCACAAGGUCUGAGGAAAGGUAGGACCUUGACAAGUACAGGGGAUGACCAGAGACUGCGGACAGUACAGGGGAUGACCAGAGACUGCGGACAGUACAGGGGAUGACCAGAGACUGUGGACAGUACAGGGGAUGACCAGAGACUGCAGACAGUACAGGGCAUGACCAGACACUGUGGAC